Anopheles stephensi (Asian malaria mosquito) is the source of this 2037-nucleotide messenger RNA. Its product is annotated as alpha-tocopherol transfer protein-like. Gene Ontology annotation, molecular function: phosphatidylinositol bisphosphate binding. The transcript has 3 exons. Gene Ontology annotation, cellular component: membrane. NCBI's taxonomy places the organism in Eukaryota, Metazoa, Arthropoda, Insecta, Diptera, Culicidae. The record is from RefSeq and is a predicted model, not a curated record. Bases 492 to 1424 code for a protein of 310 amino acids.
GAUCGUGCGGGUUCAUUCAUCGUCGAGCCUGGGAACGAUUGUGAUCGAGUGCAGUGUGGUUGUGAUUUGUGUUGUGCAAGUUCUGGGCUUCGUGCGUGCGUGCGUGCUUUAGUGUUCGGUUGCGUACUGCCUUCAACUUCUGGCAGUGCCGGUUCGGAGCUGUUGUGGGUCAAGUCGACUCAAGAGGAACAGAAAACAGAGGCAUUUUUUCGGAACUAAAACCCUCGCACGCAGGCUGUAGUAAACACGCCAUCCGGCUCAAGGUUACCCAGCUGUCGGUUUGUUGGUUCGCAGCUAUCUGUUAGCUCUGUCUGUCUGUCGGAUCGGUUAUCGAUUUCGGUUGGGAAGUGGUAAUUGGAGGAUUGUGUCCCUGGUGUACCAUUAAUGCCCACGGUGUUGGAAAGUGAAAAAUCCUUGGUAAUAUCAAGUUUUACAAACUUGCAGUGUGUGUUUGUUAAGUGAUUUAAACGGCCAGGCGAAACCGUACCGAAAUGUCGAUUAAGUACAACGAGAAGAACUAUCCGUACAUCGAUCUCGGCCGUGGGUACAUCAUCUAUCUGCAGGAUGACGAUUACACCGAGCAGCGGUGGAUCGUGAAGGCUGAGCAGGAGCUUAACGAGACGCCAGAAAAUAAGGCCCGCUCGUUGGAGCAGCUGCGGGAGCUUCUGCGGGGCGAGAAGAAGCUAACCGUGCCGCUGGACGAUGAAAAGUUCCUGCUGAAGUUCUUGCGCCCGAUGGCGUACGAUGUGCCGAAGGCGUUCGACUGCAUCCGGCACACGUUCGCGAUGAAGCGCAGCUACGGCAAGGAUUACUACGAUGGCCGCAUCAAACCGUCGCACAUUCGGCACAUCUACGACUCGGGCAUGGUGAGCUUCCUGCCGUUGCGUGACGACGACGGAUGUGGCAUAUGCGUUACCCAGCUUGGACGAAAAUGGAACACAUCGAAGGUGUCCAUGUACGACGUGGUCGCCCUGUUCCGCAUCAACAUCGAAGCCUCGCUGAUGGAUCCGCUCGUGCAGGUGAACGGUAUUCGCAUCAUCUUCGACUUUGAUGGGCUCUCGAUGUCGCACGUGGCGCAAGCCUCGCCGAAGCACGCCAUGGUCAGCCUGCAGUGGAUCCAGAAGUGUUGUCCGCUGCAGCUCAAGAGCAUCCACAUCGUGAACAACUCGAUGCUGUUCAACGUGCUGUUUACCAUCUUCAAGCCGUUCAUCUCGAAGGAGCUGCGGGACAAGAUGCACUUCCACAACCGGGACUUUAGCUCGCUGACCAAAUGCAUCAGCCCGAAGUGUUUGCCGCCCGCGUACGGCGGUACGCUCGAUGCGCCCGAAUGCGAAGGUCAGCUGCUUGGCGACUUUAUGCAGCUGUACGACAAGCACUACGAAACAAUGGACGCGUAUGGGUACGAUGAGACCAAUGCUAACUGAGAGGAACCCAGUCACACACACUGCCGCCAAAUCUGUGAUCUAUGCCGCAUCGCAAAUAUGCGAUUGGACGGUGCAGGAGCUUGAGGAGUUCUCGGAGCCCGUCGCAUAACAGAACAGAUCCGAGUCCGAGUGCGGUUCGCGAUUAGGUAAGCGUGAUGCGGUCGCCCCACUGACCACCACGGUGAUAUGCUCGGGGGUUAAUGGUAAGAUGCUAAAAGCAGACCAGACCACCUCCAGAGUGGGGCGAGGCGUUUGACAUUGAAACGUGCGUCUCGAGGGGCAUACAUUAAAGUUCAAGUACCGCACCGACUAUACGAGUGUGUCUGUGUGUUUGUGUGUAGUGUAGUGGGUGAAGGGCAAGCUGAGUGAGGACAAGUUUAUUUAUUGGUUUUAUUAGAGGCGCGGUACGCAGUUUAGAGUAUUAAUGUGUGAUUUUCUGUUUGGUUUUCGUGACGAUCAAAUAGUUGCUGGAAGGGCGAGGCGAGUGAAAAAUGAAUAGCAGAGCUGACCGUGUUUUUGAUACUAUGUUUUGAGUUAUGUUUUAGGAAAUUUUCCACUACAAGAAGACUAGCAAUAAAAUAAGGAAAUUUUAAUAAAAAUACUCUACAAUCUA